AAUAAAUUCUGGGUUCAAAUAAAAUCAAGCAACCUUCCUUCUUUUCUGCUUCAAAUACGUCAUAUAUAUACCCUCUACUCAUUGUGAAUAUAAAUAAUGUAAUGUAGUUUUUGUUGGGAUGUUUUCUAAAUAACCUUUCAAAGCAGAUAUAAUUUUACAAUGAAUGUAUUUUGUUGAAUGUGAUAAUAAUCUAUGCCAAGUCGUCUACCUUUAAAGAUAAAAGAACCACGAUCUGACCUGUGCCAAGCAGCUAACUGUUCACUGAUUCUAAAUCAAUAAUACAGUAAUUUUAAAAGACAUUUUUAUUAUAUUCAAACUAUCACCUUUAGUAACUUUUUACGAAUUUAAGGUAUUUAUUUUAAUAAUUAAUCAAACCGAAGUCAAUUGCCUAAUACUUAUUACUGCAUAAGUAUAAUCAAAUAUCUCUUUAGUCCAUCCCUUAAUGCUUAAUCUGUAACUGAUCGUCACUUUUUUUAAUAAAAUAAACACAAUGUUGUAGUUCAGCCAUCUUAGGUGUUCAGAUGUUAUAGACUAAUGUCAAUUAAUUCUUUUUAUUGACAAGUAUUAAGAAGUGUACAAAACAAGAUUUCCAGUAAGUUUAUUUAAUGAACGAAAAACUUCUCUGUUUUCUCACUACCGGUGUUAUUCUUUAAUCGACUGCAAUCUUGCUGUUUAUCGCCAAAACAUCGUCUGCCUUUGUAUUUUAUCCGCAAUGAACAUAGCGAAAAUGAUAACGCGAGCUACUUUUUUGUCACCUACUACAAGAACAUCUCUGAUGUCAAACUGGAAAUCGCACCUCAGGCCACUUAGUACGUUCAAUAUUCACCGUCAGAACAGUCAGUUGCAUCUCGUUCAAAGUCCGAUGGUUGAACAGAAAAGUCAAAAAGUUAACUUUUUACCAUCAAUUCGUAGUUUUCAAAAGUCAGCUGUGUACAGAGAUAUUGACACUGCAGCUAAAUUUAUUGGAGCCGGUGCGGCCACGGUCGGAGUUGCGGGUUCAGGUAUUGGUAUUGGUCUGGUAUAUGGUUCAUUAAUCAUUGGCUAUUCAAGAAACCCAUCCCUCAAACAGCAAUUAUUCUCAUACGCUAUCUUGGGUUUCGCCCUGUCAGAAGCCAUGGGUCUGUUCUGUUUGAUGAUGGCCUUCCUGCUUCUGUUUGCCUUCUAACAAGUGCCUCGUGCCAUGAUUGCUCAAAAUAACGCCAGUCGCCGUAUCCCUUAAUUUUACGCCUUAAAAAAAUAAUUCCAGAAUUUCUUCCGCGAUAUUUUUUCAAUUAUUUAUACCACCACUGUUUUCCGAUACUAUUACAAAUAAUGGUAGUUUUGCACUUUAACCCUGACAAUUAGGAUUAUAAAUAAUUUUAGGCUCACACACAUUUGUGUUUGACUAUUAUGUUGACGUAUUUUAUACUAUAACAUUAUAUCAUCUAUUUGAUGUAAAGUACAAACUUAGAAUGUAAUAAAUUCGUUUAUUUGAAUAAAUACUCUUCGUUUUUUCAUUUGCAGAGGUGUCGACUCAUACUGUCUUAGGUUUUGCCCUAUCACAAGCCAAGGGUUUGUUCUGCUUCAUUAAAAAGAAUUCGGGUUCUGUACUGCAAAGUAAUCAAACCGUACUCAUGUUCAAUGACACAGAAUUUGAAAAAGGAAUAUAUAUGAGCUCAUCAAUCUUAUAAAUCUCAUUCACUCUAAAUUAUUUUACGUAUUUCAGCAUAAAUGACGCUGGAAUAUACCUAUUUGACACCGCACUUAAAAACCGUUGGUACCUUGAAAUUCUGCGUACCUUUUUGCAUAAUUAUCGCUUAACAAACCUUACUAAAUACCUCCCACCUCUCAGUUAUUUCAAGAGCGCCUUUUUAUGUCUGAAUUAUUUUACAUAUUUCAGCAUAAAUGACGCCGGAAAGUACCUAUUUGACGCCGCACUUAAAAACCGUUGGUACCAUGAGAUUCUACGUACUUUUUUACAUAAUUAUCGCUUAACAAACCUUACUAAAUACCUGCCACCUCUCAGUUAUUUCACGAGCGUCUUUUUAUGUCUGAAUUAUUUUACAUAUUCCAGCAUAAAUGACGCCGGAAAGUACGUAUUUGACACCGCACAUAAUAACCGU
Agrilus planipennis (emerald ash borer) is the source of this 2102-nucleotide messenger RNA. Its product is annotated as ATP synthase lipid-binding protein, mitochondrial-like. Gene Ontology annotation, biological process: proton motive force-driven ATP synthesis; proton transmembrane transport. The coding region runs from base 713 to 1165 and encodes 150 amino acids. The transcript is spliced from 3 exons. Gene Ontology annotation, molecular function: proton transmembrane transporter activity. The record is from RefSeq and is a predicted model, not a curated record. Lineage: Eukaryota; Metazoa; Arthropoda; Insecta; Coleoptera; Buprestidae.